This is a messenger RNA of Telopea speciosissima, 1508 nucleotides long. RefSeq names its product ankyrin repeat domain-containing protein EMB506, chloroplastic. The transcript is spliced from 7 exons. Gene Ontology annotation, molecular function: protein binding; transcription cis-regulatory region binding. Bases 110 to 1114 code for a protein of 334 amino acids. Gene Ontology annotation, biological process: positive regulation of transcription by RNA polymerase II. The record is from RefSeq and is a predicted model, not a curated record. NCBI's taxonomy places the organism in Eukaryota, Viridiplantae, Streptophyta, Magnoliopsida, Proteales, Proteaceae. Gene Ontology annotation, cellular component: nucleus.
GUUCGGUUGCCGGUGGUUACCAGUAAUCCUUCGUCUACUUCUUGCCUCAAUUGGACAAACUGAUCAUUGGAAGGUCGCAAUUUGUCCCUCAAAACAAAGAAUUUUGGAAAUGUUUGGGUUCUCUGGAGCAGCUCUCAAAUCCACUCGUCUUCUUCCACUCUGUGCAGCUCCCACCUGCAGCAUCACCACCGCUACCAGCUCCUCCUCCUCUUCAUAUCCACUUCUUUUUCAAUGCAAACUAAGAAGUAGGAUUAGGGUUUCGUCUGUUUCUGGGAAGCUCACCAAUUUAACUUUAAGAGCCCGUGCGACCGAAUCUGUAGGCGUUUCCCCCCUGCAAACCGACGGUGACUUUUGGGAGGAUCCUGACGAUGGCAGUGGCAGCGAAUACGAGGAUGAUGAUGAAGAUGGCGAAGAAAACAAUCUGGAUUUCGAGAGCGACUGGGAAGACCAAGUAGGAGGAGAUUCUCAUGCAACUCUUACCACUAAUACUGAUAAAUCCCCAACAGCUCAGUAUGAAAAUGACCUAGCCAGAGAGGUUGAACAGCUAUUGAGUCCAGAAGAAAAAGCAAUUUUUCAACAGAAUGAAUCUCCUGUUCUCAGUAAAAUAUCUACUACAAAAUGGAGCCCACUUCAUACUCUUGCACUAUCAGGGCAGAUUCCUUUCAUGGAUAGACUACUUGAGCAAGGUGUUGAUAUUGAUACUGUUGACAAGGAUGGCUACACUGCACUUCACAAGGCUGUUAUUGGUAAAAAAGAACCUGUUAUUAGUCAUCUUUUAAGGAAAGGUGCAAACCCCCAUCUCAGAGAUAAGGAUGGUGCUACACCGCUUCAUUAUGCAGUGCAAGUUGGGGCAUUGCAAACUGUGAAACUAUUGAUUAAGCACAAGGUUGAUGUAAAUGUUACUGACAAUGAAGGCUGGACCCCGCUGCAUGUUGCUAUACAAAGUAGGCAUAGAGACAUAGCUAAAAUUUUGUUAGUCAAUGGCGCUGAUAAGACAAGAAGAAAUAAGGAUGGUAAGACACCCCUGGAUGUAAGCUUGUGUUAUGGUAAAGAUUUCAAGUCGUAUGACCUUGCAAAGCUACUGAAGAUCUUACCAGUUAGCAUAGAUCCUUGAUUGGCAAGCAUUGUUGAGGUAGAUCUACUUUCGUAGAACUGUUCUAUAUGAGUUGAUUAUAGUUAUAAGUUAUAUCCUUCCCAAGCUCCAACGUUUCAAGUGGUGAGAAAGCUGUUUCUUGGUUCCAUAAUGUAGUCUCUAUCUUCAGGUAAGGAGUGUGUUCUCCGUUAUCAGGUAUCCAGGAAGGAAUCUGCGGUUAACUUUAUGGAUGAUUUGAGCAUGCUCAAAGUUUUUGGUAAAUUUUAUAUCUAUCUGUAUAUUUAGUUUGAAUAGAACUUUCAUGCUUUUAUAUUUACAUUCCUUGAUUGAAGGAAAACCUGGAAGUCCUGGUCCUGCUGUGUUGUUAAAUCUGGUUUACAAGAGUUUGCAGUUAACUUCAUGAGUGAUUUCUGCA